This is a messenger RNA of Ostrea edulis (European flat oyster), 1431 nucleotides long. RefSeq lists its product as uncharacterized. The record is from RefSeq and is a predicted model, not a curated record. NCBI's taxonomy places the organism in Eukaryota, Metazoa, Mollusca, Bivalvia, Ostreida, Ostreidae. The coding region runs from base 143 to 1219 and encodes 358 amino acids. The transcript is spliced from 6 exons.
ACUGUAAACAGAAACACCAUCAACAUCUCAAUGCUUCGCCAACUAAACUAACCUGUUGAAGUGUUCCACUGAAUCCUCUCAAAGUCCCACGCAUUGAUACACUGAUGCAGGUCCCCAUGAUUCACAGUCUUCUGCCAAGAACAUGUCCAAUUGGAAAUCUAGUUUUACAGACAAAAUUGAGAUUCAUUAUGUUAACGAAGAUUUUGAGAAAAUUAUAUUAUCAAGAUUACGUUUAGUUCCAUUAUCUGCCAAAGACUUUGAUGGGGUAGAGGCAUGUUUGAAAGCCUGUAGUUCAUGUAACUUGGCGUUGGAGGUAGAUUACGACAGGUUGGAAGAUGUUCAUACUAGGUUACUUACAGAUUUAUCCACGCUCCUUAAACAUCAACUGAGUGAGUGGUGGGUUGUUUAUCUGAGAACGGAUCCGCUUCUGAACGACUACGAGAACCAAAAUAGAUUUUUAAUGAAAAUGGAUGAAUUCAACAAAUGUCUACAGCAAAUGGUCUCAGAAAGUAAGACGAAGGAAACACUGUUGGAGGGGAAAUAUCAAAUAUUAUUUGAAAAGCUGCUACAAGCCUUUGGAAUUAACACACUCAGCCAGCCAUUUAUAAGUAAAACAAAGGCCAUGAUCAUGGGGCACAUGGUGUCAUCGAUGACUGACAUGCUAUGCAUACAACAUAGUCCAGCAAAUGAUAGACAGAUACUCUGUGUUUGUGAGGUCAAGAAGCCCAUUUCCUAUGAGGAAGAGGAUGGCACCCCUUGCAAAAAGAAAUUCAAAACCUCUCCACAAGAUGUAGCUGCUACACCUGGGGUUGAAAAACAUACAUCGGAGGAAGUUCAUUCAAUAUCAUCCAAAGAAAGCCUUGAACCUGUCUUGUCAUCUGCAAGUUCGUGUUCUGGUAUCCAAGGAGAUUGGGCGCAACAUAUUGGAGAACUAUUUGUAUAUUUGGACAAGUCUGUGAAGCAUAAUGGAAUACUAGGCAUUGCAAUUGACAAAACAUGGGUACGAUUUACCUUUCUAGAAGUUGAAGAAACUUGCAGAAAGAAAAUAAGAGACACACCUGCCAACCAUCGUGGACCUUUGAAGCUGGAGGCCUGGGAACAACCAAGGUUCUUCUACAGCAAGCCUUUCAACAUCUUAAAACAAGCAGAUCGCAUGGAUGUUUUCAAAGGAUUGUUGCUUAUUAGGUCAAUGCAAGAAAAGAUAAGCAAGGUUCAGUGAACUAGUUAUUUAUCUCAUGUGAUUUGUGUUUUCUUGGGCACAGGAGCCACUGCUAUGUUUUCAACUUCUGAUCACACAGGACCAAAUUGAACAAACCUUAGAUGGGGCGGCAUUGUCGUGAGGACUAAUAUGACCAUGGCUGAUUUGUUUGAAAAGGUUUUACAAUAUACAAGAUGUUUCAGUCAGAUGAAAAUAAACUAGUUUUGUUUUAA